Messenger RNA from Rattus norvegicus (Norway rat), 9901 nucleotides. RefSeq names its product myosin XVB (gene Myo15b). The record is from RefSeq and is marked validated. Gene Ontology annotation, cellular component: cytoplasm; cytoskeleton; actin cytoskeleton. Gene Ontology annotation, molecular function: cytoskeletal motor activity; ATP binding. NCBI's taxonomy places the organism in Eukaryota, Metazoa, Chordata, Mammalia, Rodentia, Muridae. The coding region runs from base 215 to 9433 and encodes 3072 amino acids. The transcript is spliced from 63 exons.
GUCUCCUCUUUCCUCUAGUAUCACUCCAUUGUUGGCCACAGGGGUCAGGACCCGCUGCCUCCUGCAUUAUUUACGCUGCUGCCCAGGAGGGGAGACUCCAGGACCGGGACAGAUUGAGCCCAUAACCCUGCGAGAGCAGAAAACGUCUAGCAACCGAGACUUCAGGGCACCCGUGGGCAGUCAGACUAGAGAGCAAAAGGAUCAGGACAUCGGGAUGGGCGGAAGCAAGGGCAAAACACAUCAGCGCCGGGCUCGACCUGGGAGACCAGCCUCAGCCGAGCGGGAGUCCGGGUCCGCCAGCGCCGACUGCGCCCCAAGCAGAGACCGCAGGCCUGACCGCGGCAAAGCCCACAAGACCAAGCCCGCUACGGAAUCUGAGGACCCCGCAGGCAAAGAGACCACCGGAGGCCGCAGAAAGCCCACCGGAGAGGGGAACCACCGCUGCAGAAGUGCAGAAAUUGGGACAUCUCAGGAGACCCAGGAGAGGCAGGGCAGCUCUCAGCGUCUGGGACACGGACCCACGGAGAGCCGCGAGUCCGAGAACAGUUGUGGGGAGCACCGGGAGGAACAGAGAAUCCCCGGGGAAGAAGAGAGGACAGUCAAGCGCGGCCGCCGCAAGAGAGGAAAGGAUCGGGGACCUUCGACUCGACGAGGCCAUGGAAAGACGCCUGGCAGGGAUGGGGACGCGUCGAGCGGAGAUGGUGGCAGCUCGUGCUUGGACAGUGAAGCCCGCGAAGCCCAGGACAGCAGCAGCCAGGGCGGUGGAGCCCCGGAGCAGCCACCCAAGAUGGAGCCUUCCGAUACCAACUCAGAAGGCGCCCCAACUAUAGGACCCAAGCUAACUCUGGUGCAGGGCAAAUGCCCUGAUAGCAACCAUCCAGGCAGCGAAGGACACACCUUGGACUUCCAGAGCAGGGAAGGGUCAUCGGGGACAGGGUCUCAGAGAGCGAGUGACGAUUCCCAGACAGAUACAGACUCGAGCCCCGGGUCUGCUGGGCACAGAUGUCUCUCACAAAAGAUCCCUGAGUCCCAGGAGACAGACCUGGGCAGGGAAGCUGCAGCCUCCAGCAUUCCCAGGGGCUCUCAGAGUCCUCGGGACUCUAGCGCGACCGUAGACACCAGUGACGUCGAGGCGCAGCCAAAGGCUGAGCUGCCGGGCCCUGAACCUGAGACGGUGGAGGAGGCUCCCGGGGCUCAGCGCCUCCAGGUCGGAGAGCUGGCGAGGAAGGUGCAAGUGGUUGUGGGCGAGAGUGACGCGGGAGCCAGAAAGCGAGUGGGUGCAGGGGACCCAGGACCCCAGGACCGGACGCCGCUGGCCGCGCUCGUAGUGCUCCGCAGGCUGCGCCCGAGGCCCCCAGCCCUCGGGUCUCCUCAGCUUGCCAGUGGCGUCCCCGUGGGUCUCAAGGCGCGGCUGCAGCGCGUGGCACCAGCCCUGGGCUUCCUGCGCUGGCUGCGACUGCGGGUGGAGCGACGUCGAGCCGAGGCGCGCAGCGCGAGCCCGCGGGAGCGCGAGGAGCGCGGCCGCCAGAGGGCGCUCGAGGCGCGGGGCGGGGCGUCCCGGCCACGGCGCUGGCUGGCGCUACGCCUGGCCUGUCGCCUGGUGGGGCUCCGGGGAACGCCGCGGGCUCCCCCUAGCGGUGGUCCGAGCCCUCCACAGGCUGUGAGUAGCUCAGUCUCUGAAGAUGCUUCAGCCAUCGAGGAUCCAGCUCCAGAUCCCAAAUUCGCCGUGGUCUUCCCCCGGAUCCAUAAUGCGGGGAAGGAGUCGGGCAGCAGCAGUUCAGAAGCAUCCACGGACGCCCCCACUGCAGAAGGCCGCGUUUCGUCUCCUGCUGGGGCUGCCGAGGAUAGGGAGGAACAAGAGGCUAAUGGAGAAGGAGUGGUCAGGUCCUGUCAGGCUCCCUGCUUUUUCCCGUCUGCCCCCUGUGGGACCCCACCGGAUGAGAACCGGAGCGAAGCAGAGCCAGAGACCUUGGAAUCUAAGACUGGGCUGCAUUGGGCACAGGACUCUAAUCCCUGCGAAGACCCUGAGCUUGACGCUGAUACUCUGCUGCCUCAGCUCACCCUGGAGACUCGCCUGCGGCAGAAUAGCCCCUGCAGGUCACCAAGGGAGCGGUGGGAGCCAGAAGAUGACGCUGAGGCAGCGCUGGAAAGGGACCUGGAGUUGAGCCUCCAGAGAGACCUGGAGAUGCCACCCUUUCUGGGGACUAAGAUCAGGAGUCUCCCAGAGGGCCUGGAAGACAUUGAGGACCUCGCCAGGCUGCGGCUGGUGUGUGACAGCUCUGUGCUGCUAUGCCUCAAGAAGAGGUUCCACCUGGGCCGCAUCUAUACUUUUGGGGGACCCCUCCUGCUUGCUCUGAACCCCCACCAGCCCCUGCCUCUCUUCUCAUCAGAAGUCUCAGCCAGCUACCAUCCCAGGAAAGCCCCAAACACCACACCACACAUCUUUGCCAUCGGGGUAGCAGCCUAUAGCCUGUCUCAGAGCUCUGGACAAGACUCCUGCAUCCUCCUGGGGGGCCACAGUGGCUCAGGGAAGACUGAGGCUGCCAAGAAGAUUUUGAAAUUUCUAAGCAGCAUAGAGCAGAAGCCGAUGGAGGCCAGCGGGGCUCAGCUGGAGGACAUAUUGCCCGUGCUCAGCAGCUUUGGACAUGCCAAGACCAUCCUGAAUGCCAACGCCAGCCGCUUUGGCCAGGAGACACACCUCUGCUUGCAGCAGGGGGUAAUUGUAGGAGCCUCUAUGUCCCACUACCUGCUUGAGACCUCCAGAGUAGUGUUUCAGGUAAUGACCAGCCUCCUGCCCACCCCCUCCCCAGCUCUGAAGGUGGGAAAGAGGACGGGGCACAGCCCUCAAACCCUACUCCCCACCAAGCCAGUUUCUCUACCCAAGGCCCAGGCUGAGCGAAGCUUCCAUGUGUUUUAUGAGCUGCUGGCAGGGUUGGACCCCACGGAACGGGAGCAGCUCUCUCUGCAGGGACCUGAGGCCUAUUACUACCUCAACCAGGGCGGAGCCUGCAGGCUCCAGGGCAAGGAAGAUGCCCAGGACUUCAAGGAGCUGGUAAAGGCCCUGCGGGUGCUGGGGUUGUGCACAGAGGAGCUGACUGCAGUCUGGGCUGUGCUGGCCACCAUCCUGCAUCUGGGCAACAUCUGCUUCUCUUCUUCAGAGCGGGAGUCCCAGGAGGUGGCUGCUGUGUCCAGCUGGGCCGAAAUCCACCUGGCAGCCCGGCUGCUACAGGUGCACCCAGAACACCUAGAGGGGGCAGUCACCAAGAGGGUCACGGACACACCCUACGGCCUUGUCUCCAGACCUCUGCCAGUGGAAGGUGCCAUUGAUGCCAGGGAUGCCCUAGCCAAGACCCUGUACGCGAGGCUCUUCACCUGGCUUCUGAAGCAGAUCAAUGUGCGGCUGUCCCCACCGAGGGAGGCAGACGGUGUGACCGCCAUUGCUGUUGUGGACGUCUUCGGCUUUGAGGCACUGCGGGUGAAUGGCUUAGAGCAGCUGUGCAGCAAUCUGGCCAGCGAGCGCCUGCAGUUCUUCUCCAGCCAGAGGCUGCUGGCCCAGGAGGAGGAGGUGUGCCAGCAGGAGCUGCUGAAAUGGGUGCCUAUUCCCCAGCUGCCAAGGGAGUCCUGCCUGGAUCUCCUGGUGGGCCACCCCCAUAGCCUCCUAAGCAUCCUGGACACCCAGACCUGGCUACCCCAGGCCACAGACCACACCUUCCUCCAGAAGUGCCACUAUCACCAUGGUGACCACCCGAGCUAUGCCAAGUCUCAGCUGCCCCUGCCAAUCUUCACGGUGCGGCACUAUGCCGGGACCGUCACCUACCAGGUGCACAAGUUCGUAAACAGAAACAGGGACAGCCUGGACCCCGCCGUGCUGGAGAUGCUCAGGCAGAGCCAGCUGCAGCUCAUGGGCAGUCUGUUCCAAGAAGCAGAGCCCCAGGCUGGGACCGAGCAAAGCAAACCCACAUUGGCCUCUCGAUUCCAGCAGUCCCUGGGUGACUUGCUAGCUAGGCUAGGCAGGAGCCAUGUCUAUGUUAUCCACUGUCUCAACCCCAGCCCUGGAAAGCUCCCAGGCCUCCUGGAUGUGGAACACGUGGCAGAGCAGCUGCGUCAGGCUGGCGUCCUGGAGAUCAUAGGCACCCGAAGUACCCACUUCCCCGUACGAGUGCCCUUCCAAGUCUUUCUGGCAAGGUUCCGUGCUCUAGGGUCCGGGAGACAGAAAGCUGUCUCUGACCGGGAGAGGUGUGGUGCCAUCCUCAGGGAAGUCCUGGGGGCAGAGUCACCCCGCUAUCAUCUUGGAGCCACUCAGGUUCUACUGCAGGAGCAGGGCCGGCAGCAGCUAGAACAGUUGUGGGCUCAGCGGCGCUCACAGGCCCUGCUCACUCUGCACCGUGGCCUCCGAGCCUGUAUCACCCGUCAGCGGCUCCGUCUCCUACCCCGGAUGCAGGCUCGUGUGCGGGGUCUCCAGGCCAGGAAGCGAUACCUCCGGCGGAGGUCAGCUCUGGGACAGCUGAACACCAUCCUCCUAGUGGCUCAGCCCCUGCUCCGGAGACGACAGAAGCUACAGUGUUCCCGUGGCCCGCAGAGUGGGGAGCCCCGGGGGAAAGUGUCAAGUAUGGACCCGGGGCGCUUGGAGAUCCCAGCCCAGCUGGCUGCUCUGCUGGAGAGAGCAGAAGGCCACCAGGCCAGACUGACUGGGAGCAUCACAGAGUCCCUACCACCUGAGGUUCCUGUCCGGCCCAGCUUGACUCUUCCUCCAGACAUUGACCAGUUUCCCUUCUCCAGUUUCGUGUCCACCAGCUUCCAGAAGCCAUUUCUGCCCAGACCAGGGCAGCCACUGGCCGAGCCCCUGACGAGGUUGGAUGGCGAGAACCCUCAGCAGGCUCUGGAGAUCAAUAGGGUGAUGCUGCGGCUCCUGGGAGAGGGGUCCCUGCAGUCCUGGCAAGAACAAACCAUGGGCACAUACCUGGUGCAGCGGGCACAGCGCCGGCCAGGACUUAGAGAUGAGCUCUUCAGCCAGUUGGUGGCCCAGCUGUGGCACAACCCGGAUGAACAGCAGACUCAGCGUGGCUGGGCCCUAAUGGCAAUCCUGCUCAGCUCCUUUCCCCCUACACCUGCCCUGGAGAAGCCAUUGCUCAAAUUUGUGUCUGACCAGGCCCCCAGUGGCAUGGCAGCCUUGUGCCAGCACAAGCUGUUAGGUGCCCUGGAGCAGACACCGCUGGCUCCCAUGGCUGCACGGUCCCACCCACCCACACAGCUUGAGUGGAAGGCUGGACUGCGACGGGGCCGUAUGGCGCUGGAUGUGUUCACAUUCAACGAAGAAAGCUAUUCCGCUGAAGUGGAAUCCUGGACCACAGGAGAGCAGCUUGCAGGGUGGAUCCUACAGAGCAGAGGCCUGGAGGCGCCCCCUCGUGGCUGGUCUGUGUCACUGCAUUCUGGAGAUGCUUGGCAAGACUUGCUGGGCUGUGACUUUGUGUUGGACCUGAUAGGCCAGACGGAGGACUUGGGAGACUCAGCCGGUCCCCACGACUACCCCAUCACUCCUCUUGGUUUAGCUGAGAACAUCCCUCCAGCCCCCGGUGUCCAAGCUCCUUCCCUGCCCCCAGGACUCCCUCCAGGUCCAGCCCCAACUCUGCCCAGCAGCCGCUCUCCAGGUGAGGCCAGUAGGCCGGGGAACCUGGAUGGUUUCUUGGACCACCUCUUUGAGCCAGUCCUCACCCCAGGCGUUAGUGAUUUGGAACAAGGCUGGGCCCUGAACAGACGCAUGAAGGGAGGGGGCUCUAUUGGGCCCACCCAGCAGGGCUACCCCAUGGUGUACCCAGGUAUGGUGCAGGCACCCAGCUACCAGCCAGCUAUGAUACCCGCGCCUAUCCCCAUGAUGCCAGCCAUGGGCACAGUCCCAACCGUGCCAGCCAUGAUGGUCCCACCCCAGCCACAGCCUCUGAUGCCCAGUUUGGACUCAAGGCAGCUGGCAGAACAGCAGCAAAACUUCAUUCACCAGCAGGCGAUGAUUCUGGCCCAGCAGAUGACUGCCCAGGCCAUGAGCCUGUCCCUGGAGCAGCAGAACCAGAGGCGCCAGCACCAAGCUCAGGCCCCUGGGGCCGCCUCCCAGGCUCCACCCUCAACCAUUGCUCCCAAGGCCAAGAAGCCUCCUGCACCCCAAGAGAAGCCAGCGAAUGAUCCAGAACCUUUGGAUGUUUCCUUUAGAGAGGACACUCCAGAGGAGGCUGAAAUCAGGCCUCAGCGCCCCAAGAGCUUUCAACAGAAACGGGACUACUUCCAGAAGAUGGGCCAAGAGCCGAUCAAGGUGAAGACGGUGAAGCCUCCAGCCAAGGUUCAGAUCCCCCAGGAGGAGACAGAGGAGGACGAGGAGGAAACAGCGCAGGUGUCCCCUCCUCCUCCUCCUCCCCCAGUUGUGAAGAAGCCGCUGAAACAAAGUAGGACCAAAACUGGAAAGGAGGAUGAGGUGGAACCCGCACAGAAGGAAGAACCGACACGGGACGGGGCUCCCAAAGUGCAGAGCUCCAACUCCACCCCUCAGCAACCCAGCAGGUCUCCUCCCAUGGUGAAGAGCUCCGAUUCCACCCCUCAGCGCCCGCAACCCAGCCGGGAAAUCCGCAACAUCAUCCGCAUGUACCAGAGCCGCCCAGGGCCUGUGCCUGUGCCUGUACAACCCACCAGGCCCUUUAAAACUUUUCAGAAGAAAAACGACCCUAAGGAUGAGGCUUUGGCUAAGUUAGGAAUAAAUGGUGCCAGCUCGCCCCCAUUGACGUCGCCUACUCACGGGAAGAGCUCCCCACCAGCUGUGGCUCCUAGACCCAAGGCUCGACCACGCCUUGAACCCUCCACGUCCAUCCGGGAAAAGCAGGGACCCCUUCGGGACUUGUUUGGCCCAUGUAGCCCAAACCCACCUACAGCGCCAGCACCCCCGCCUCCACUCCCACCCCCACUGUCUCUGCCUGGGGAGCCCAAGAGCCCCUUAGUCGAGUCUCGUGCCUUGACAGAGCCCAUGGAGGACAGGGGCAUCUCCACGAAGCUCCUUGUGCCCUCUGGAAGCGUGUGCUUCUCUUACGCCAAUGCACCCUGGAAGUUGUUCUUACGAAAGGAGGUGUUCUACCCUCGGGAGAACUUCAGCCAUCCCUACUGCCUCAAUCUGCUCUGCCAGCAGAUCCUGCGGGACACCUUCACAGAGUCCUGCACCCGGAUCUCACAGGACGAGCGGCACAAAAUGAAAGGCCUGCUGGGAGACUUGGAGGUGGGCCUGGACUCCCUUGAUGUUGCUGAAGACGGCAUCAAAAAACGCAUUGUGGUUGCUGCUCGGGACAACUGGGCCAAUUACUUCUCCCGCAUCUUCCCUGUCUCGGGUGAGAGUGGCAGUGACGUACAGCUGCUGGGCGUGUCUCACCGGGGACUGAGGCUGCUGAAGGUGACCCAAGACCCCAGCUUCCACCUGGACCAGCUGAAGACACUCUGCUCCUACAGCUAUGCCGAGGUGUUGGCUGUGCAGUGUAGGAGCACCUCCACCCUGGAGCUGUCACUGAAGAGUGAGCAGCUGAUCCUGCACACGACCUGGGCGAGGACCAUGAAGGCCAUGGUGGAACAGUUCCUGAGUGAGCUCAAGAAGGACUCCGGUUACGUCAUCGCCCUGCGCAGCUACAUCACCGAUGACAACAGUCUCCUCAGUUUCCACCGUGGGGACCUCAUUAGGCUGCUGCCGGUGGCCGCUCUGGAACCAGGCUGGCAGUUCGGCUCUGCCGGGGGCCGCUCCGGACUCUUUCCUGCUGACAUGGUGCAGCCAGCUGCUGCCCCGGACCUCUCCUUCUCGCUGGGAAAGAGAAACAGCUGGCAGCGCAAGAGUAACAGAGUAACAGGGCCAGCUCAGGAGCGCCCCACCCAUCUCAGGAAACAAGAGCCCAGCGAAGCCUCGGAGGCCACCUCCGUUACGACCUACAGCUCUCUGUCUGCUGACUCCCACAACUACACCAUGCGGGAAUUUGCCCUGCGCUACUUCCGAAAGCCUCAUACCUGGUUGACCCAGAUGAGCGCAGGCACCAAGGAGACCACUGUAGUCAGCCUGAUCCAGUACACUAAGGACCCCAUCCAGGAAUCCCUUACCAUCUUCUGCAACGAGGACACAAACACUAAGGCUGUGGCUGGCUUCAAGGCUCUGAUGCAGUUUAUGGGGGACCAGCCUAAGCCCCGGGGUAAGGAUGAGCUGGCUCUGCUCUAUGAGUUGCUGAAGCUGUGCCAAGAGGACCUCCGGGACGAGAUGUACUGCCAGGUCAUCAAGCAAGUCACAGGACACCCCCAGCCGAAGCACUGUGCCCUGGGCUGGAGCAUCCUCAGCCUCUUCACUGGCUUCUUUGCACCAUCCACCACUCUGAUGCCCUAUGUGACCAAGUUCCUGCAGGAUUCCAGCCCCAGCCAAGAGCUGGCCCAGAGCAGCCAGGAGAACCUCCAGCGCACGGUUAAAUAUGGGGGACGUCAGCAGCUGCCGUUACCUGGUGAAAUGCAUGCUUUUCUGAAAGGGCAAGCAUCUCGUUUGCUUCUGAUUCACCUGCCUGGGGGUGUGGACUACAGGACAAACACACAGACUUUCACGGUGGCAGGGGAAGUGCUAGAGGAACUGUGUGGACAGAUGGGCAUCACGGACUUGGAGGAAGUGCAGGAAUUUGCCCUCUUCAUCAUCAAAGGGGAAGGUGAGCUGGUUCGGCCACUGUCGACCCCCGAGUACAUCAACAAUGUGAUAAAAGACCAGGACAUAAGCCUGCACAGCCGGAGGCUUGGCUGGGAGACUCCACUGCACUUUGAUAACACCACCUACAUCGAAACCCACUAUGGCCAGGUGCUACGGGACUACCUGCAAGGGAAGCUGAUAAUGAGUGCCCAGGCCGAGGCUCAGCUCGCACAGCUCGCUGCCUUUCAGCACCUCAGCAAGGCCAGCACCGGUCCUCCAUCAGAGCCAGAGCUGCUGUCUUAUAUCCCCAAGCCACUGCAAGGGCAGGUGAACACAGCCAGCAUAAAGAGCUUGGUGAUCCAGGAGCUGAGGCAGAUGCAAGGGUACAAUGAGCAGAAGGCACAGAUCGGCUUCAUCGAGACCACGACCCAGCUGCCCCUCUUUGGCCACACUGUGUAUGUGGUGCUGAGGGUCAGUAAGCUGGCCCUCCCUGGCCCAGUCCUCCUGGGGCUCAACCGACAACACCUUGUCCUCAUGGACCCCAGCUCUGAGAAACUCUGCUGCUCCAUUGCACUAAAGGACCUCCAGCGGCUCCAUCUAAUGAGCCCGCUGGAGGAGGAUGGGCCCCCUGGCCUGGAACUCAAUUACGGCUCUGCUGACAACCCCCAGACCAUCUGGUUGGAGCUGCCACAGGCCCAGGAGUUGCAGCACACCAUCAUCUUCCUGCUGGGCAGCGUGUCCACUCAGUGGCCAGGUCUCUGAGGAGAGUCGAGAAGAGGCAGCAGCCUCUCACUGGGCAGUCUGCCUUGGUCCUGCUCUGAAACUGCAGCACAGCCCCAAAUGGAGGCCAUGAGGCAGGGGCUGUGACUUCCCCUGGGGGAGUAAGCAGACACUUUCCCUGAGGUGGGCUGAAGAACUGGGUGUGGGCAUCUGAUCCAGGAUCGGCAAAGCGUUCAUGAAGCUCUACAUGGAGCAGCACAAGUAAAACUCUCAAGAAAAGGACUGUGUGUGAGCAUGUGUCUCCACAAAACUCCCAAGGAAAGGACUGACUGUGUGUGAGCAUGUGUCUCCACAAAACUCCCAAGGAAAGGACUGUGUGUGAGCAUGUGUCUCCACAAAACUCCCAAGGAAAGGACUGACUGUGUGUGAGCAUGUGUCUCCACAAAACUCCCAAGAAAAGGACUGACUGUGUGUGAGCAUGUGUCUCCACAAAACUCCCAAGGAAAGGAC